UGUGACUGACCCUGCAGCCAGGGCGUGUGGACUAGGGUGAUCGAGUGUCAGCGGGGUCAGAACGGCAACCUUGGGACUCUGGAGCGGCGCGCCUGGUACACAGAAGCCAUCCACACCUCGGAGCAGGGAGAGCCAGGAGCGGGAGUCCCUCAGGAUACGGUCGAAAGUUCUCCAAAACAAAGUGCCUGACUUCAGCAAGGGAUGGCACUGGCCUUGGUGAGUGUGUUUGUGUGCAUUCUUCUUCUUUUUUUAAAGUUCUUUGAGAUUUUCAACAACAUGUUCUGAUCAUAUUCUAUUCCCAAACAUACCUCUUCCCAGAUCCACCCUAGCAAGCGUGCAUACUCUUUGGCUCCCCUGGGUCUGAAGGAGGAGCUUCAGGUAAUGAGGGGAUCACUACUGUUCACGGAAUCAGAGGUCUGACCUUGGGGGUCCUAACAGACUAAAUUUAGUGACUUGCCACUCAGUCCAAUGAGAGAGGGAUUCAGAGUUCAAGGAAACAGAAAAGGCCUUGGGCAGGAGCCAUUGAGCAAACAGUUCAGGCAGCUGCGCUAUGAGGAAAGCACUGGACCUCGAGAGGUUUUACGCCGGCUCCGGGAGCUCUGCAGACAGUGGCUGCGGCCAGAUAUGCACAGCAAGGAGCAGAUCCUGGAGCUGCUGGUGCUGGAGCAGUUCCUGACCAUCCUGCCAGGGGAGCUGCAGGUCCAGGUGCUCGAGCACCACCCAGAGACUGGGGAGGACCUGGUGGGAAUACUGGAAGAUUUGCAGCGACACCGUGGAGAAGCAGGACAUCAGAAGGACCCAACCCAAGGAAACAGACAGACUGUGCUGGUCCUGCCUCAGCGUGAGGUGCGGAAGCCUGAGCGUGAGGUGCAGAAGCCUGAGCGCGAGGUGCAGAAGCCUGAGCGCGAGGUGCAGAAGCCUGAGCGCGAGGUGCAGAAGCCUGAGCGCGAGGUGCAGAAGCCUGAGCGUGAGGUGCAGAAGCCUGAGCGUGAGGUGAAGAAGCCUGAGCGUGAGUUGCGGAAGCCUGAGAAGGACAAGGGUGAGGAAACAAGGACUGGGAAUGGGAAGCUUAUUAUAGUGACAGACCACUGUGGAAGAAUCAAAUCAUCUUGUACAACGUCUAAACCCAUGGAGGCCCACGGUGAGGACUUGCGCUUCAGAAAGCAGCCAACCAUGCCCAAGGAGAAAACCAGCAGCCGAUGCCUGGAAACUAAGGAGGGACUUGUCCAGCACUCAGCCCUGACUGAACACGAAAGGGCACAUGCAGGAGAAAAGUCUCGUGAAUCUAUUGUGUGUCAGAGUUCUGUUCCUGCUGAGCAUCAGGAAGUCCUCUCAAAAGAGAAAGGUCACCCCUGCCAUGAGUGUGGGAAAGUCUUUCAGAGGAGUUCACACCUCGUCAGACAUCAGAAAAUCCAUCUUGGUGAGAAGCCUUACAAGUGCAAAGAGUGUGGAAAAGUCUUUAGCCAGAAUGCAGGCCUUUUGGAGCAUCUCAGAAUCCAUACUGGAGAAAGACCCUAUCUGUGUAUCCAUUGUGGAAAGAACUUUAGGCGAAGCUCUCAUCUUAAUCGACACCAAAAAAUUCACAGUCAGGAGGAGCCCCGUCAAUGCAAGGAGUGUGGGAAAACCUUUAGUAAGGCCCUGCUCCUCACCCACCAUCAGAGAAUCCACGGUCGUGCCAAAAGACAUUAUUGUAAUGAGUGUGGGAAAGGCUUCAGUUUGACUUCCGACCUUAUUCGACAUCACAGGAUUCACACUGGAGAAAAACCUUUCAAAUGUAAAGUGUGUCAGAAAGCCUUCCGUCUAAACUCACACCUAGACCAGCAUGUCAGAAUCCACAAUGAAGAAAAACCCUACCAGUGUAGUGAAUGCAAAGAAGCCUUCAGGCAGAAGUCAGGUCUCUUUCAGCAUCAGAGACAUCACCACAAGAGCAAACUGGCUUGACGAGGUUCUCUGUUUGAGACAUCAGAAUGUUACAUUGACAAGCAAACAGUGCUUUUUAAAAUCACCUUGGCAUCAGUCUUGGAGGCCAAAUUAGAAGCCAUUUGCCUCCAUUGUUUUUCUCUCCUUUGUUUUAAAGCCAUAAUGAGACUAUAAUAAUUUCACUUUAGGUGGUGGGAUCAGAGUUAAACAAUUCUUCACUAGAAGACUUCUCAGAGCCUUUAAUGUGAUAAGUACAUUAUUAUUUAUUUCUAAGUAAUAACCUCUUGUAUGAAUGAAAUCAGCAAGUCAAGUGCCUACAGAUUUAUACAGAAUGAGAGCAAGCUGAUUAUUUUUGUAAGUACAUAGCAGCAGGCUCCUGUAAAAUAAAACCAAGAAGGGUUGGGGAGAUGGUCCAGUGGUUAAACCAGUUGCUAUGCAAGUGUAAGGACAAUAUUUUGGAUCCCCGGCCCCCAUGUAGAAGUCAAAUGGGUAUAGUGGCCCGGAUGUGGUCCUACCCCGGAUGAGGAGGCAGAAUGGAAUCUUUCAAGCAAGUGGACUAGCCAGACUAGCUUUAUCAAAGCUGGAUUCAAGCAUGGAUUCGUGGGAGAAUUUGGAGAGCAGCUGGUGGGGUGAUCAAAGAAGACUCCUGAUAUUAAUCCAAGUGCAUAUGCACCCAUGUCUACCCCACACAUGCAAACAUCACACACACAUGAAAAAACAAAAUCCCAAGGGUCUGGAGUGAUGAGUCAAUGGUUAACCCUCUGCUCUUGCCCAGGAUCCAUCCAUUUGCAGUUCCUGACACCUACAUAACAGUUCACAACCAUC
Messenger RNA from Onychomys torridus (southern grasshopper mouse), 2745 nucleotides. It is a transcript of the gene Zscan26, whose product is annotated as zinc finger and SCAN domain containing 26. The transcript has 5 exons. Lineage: Eukaryota; Metazoa; Chordata; Mammalia; Rodentia; Cricetidae. The record is from RefSeq and is a predicted model, not a curated record. Gene Ontology annotation, molecular function: DNA-binding transcription factor activity, RNA polymerase II-specific; RNA polymerase II cis-regulatory region sequence-specific DNA binding. Bases 469 to 1941 code for a protein of 490 amino acids. Gene Ontology annotation, biological process: regulation of transcription by RNA polymerase II.